AUGGUUCAACUCAGAUAUGUUGGAUUAGACAGGCAAAGACAGGGAGUUCUGCGAGCCAUUUCUGCUCAACGAAAUCGCUGUGUGCUAGUAUUUGCCAUUUUCGGAGGUCAGUGUCUUGUGUACGGAUUUGUAAGCCAUAGGCAAGACGCAUCAGAGGCAAGCUUUCUGGACAAUUCCAUUUUAAACGGCAGUAUUGCCGCCCCCGAAACGAUUUUCUAUCGCACCUGCACAGACGGCAGUCUUGAGCUCUGUCGACCUAUCGGCGAAACCAACUCUGGAGUGAAAGAUGCUGGUCUACGGACCUGUCGGUCUGAGAGAGAACUCUUUACAGCUGCGGUGAAUACUACUCAGGGUGAGAAAUGUCUGUUUUUUGAGGAUUUGGGUACCCUUCCGCAAGGUGAAUGGUCCAUAAUUCGGAUCCCUGAGGCCUACCAGGCCUAUCCAAUGGACCUGGAUCUUAGAACUGUCGUGUUGGCCUAUACCUACGGAUUGGAAAUGAACGUCGUAAGUCUAUUAUUGGCUCUCUUUUGAUAUUCAGAGGAAUCUUGCUAUAUUAAUGUCUGAUCGUAAACCGACGAUAUGUUGCUCAGCCGGAGAUUGUCACUCAGUCUCUUUUCCUUGUCGUCAUCUCCUUUAACGGCCUGUGCGAGUUUAGAUUAAGGUCGAGGGCGCAGUAGUUCAAACAUAUUCCGUGAUCUGACCUCCAGUCGAUCUUUAGGCAAAAAAUACGAGUAGAAUAGCACUACUGACAAAGGCGAUGGAGACUGAAGUGGUCAUUUUUGGUUUGUUGGUCAUCAUCAGUCAGCCAUACCCAACCCCGUGGUGUGGAACACCCGAGUCUCGAACUCGCGGCCUGUUGGUUAGAAGUUCAACGCCGCCUACUAUUGUACCACAAGCUCACCGUCUUGUCGGAUGUUGGCGUAACUAGGGAGAGAACACUCAUGCAUGACGCAACGAGUGGUUUCCUAAGCACAAUCGGUGCGCUCCCGCCUACACUAUGUAUACAGAUGUACCCUCAUAUAUAUGUUUAUAGAAGCACCGACGGGUUCACUGACGGACGCACCGACGACCCGUCAGCCACCUACGCCCAACCGCUUCUUUGCAAAACCUGGUGCUCAAGCCCAAGUUCUUUUGCCGUCUACCGUUAAUUGCUCGAUGAUCUAACACUGAACAACGAGCUUUUUGUUAUAACGGUUUUCGAAACUAAUCCUCCCGGAAUUCUGCCCCGCGGAUGAGCGGUAUUCUGCUGGAUGAAAAUAGCUACAUAUUCACAUUUACCCAGUUCUAAAAUUUAAAAAAACACAAGUCCAGCAUACUGUCUCCCUAGAAUACGUUUUAUGCUGUUAUCAAGCAGGGCGUAGAAGAGGUUGGUUUAGCAGUGCCUGCUCAAAAUACCUUUUUCUAGGAACUGAAGCUGUUUAUAUUUGGCGACUAACGGAAAUGAAAUUAAGUGAAAUUUUGAAGUAGAUAUCCAUUGUUAAUUGACUCCUAUUCUCAGCUGUUUACUUCCGUUUCUUGGACAUACAACAUUUCAAGGCCUUCUGGCUCGCCUGUACGAAACUCCAAAAUGCGUUUUCGCAGAGUGAUUAUGUAGGGUUGUAAAAUUAAUUAGCCAACGGUAUAAUUUUAUAAUAAUUCCGUUACCUCACGAUGUCUGCUUUUGCAAGAAUUUACUUUGGGAUGCAUGCAAAAACUACACUCUGUAAGAAAUGACUACUUAAGAAGCAUUGAUUUUCUCAUUGAUUUUCGCUGCUCCUAAAAAUCAAACCAUAUUUCAUGGAAAACAUGCAUGAAAAUAUUCAUUCUUCUGCUCGUUCUGUAGCAAAUUAUGCCUUCUUCAAAUCUUAUAUUCGAAUGAGUGAUAUAAUUUGGUUUUCAAUAAUUUUUUUUUAUUUCCGAAUAAUUUUGAACCCGCUCUGCCGUUACACUUCAAAUCAGGGUUUCUUAACUACAAGCCGUAUCUUUUCCGCUUAUAGGAAACCACACAUUUCUCUACGGUAUUAAACGGAGACCAUAUAGGGUUCAUAAAAUUUAACAUUGGAUCUGAUCAAUAUUGUUGGCUUUAAAAGCCACGUUGGUAAACGCCGACUCAUAACGUUAUAUGACCGGCCAUUUCACGGUAAUCAAAAUCGCAUAAUUAGAAAGUUUUUUAAAACCGAAUCAUCUCCCUCCUGCGAGUAUAGGAUUAGAAGAAGACGUAAUUUUCUACCAAAUGAACGAAACAAUGUAUGUUUUCAUGAAUUUUGUCCAUGAAAUAUAAUUUGGCUUUAAAGGGCAUCGAAAAGUAAUGAGAAAAAUGCAUGCUACAUCAGCAGUCAUUUUUCCCAGAGUGCAGUUUUUGCAUGCGGACGGAAGGAAGUUCUCUCGAAAGCCAGCAUCCUUCGGCAAUUGAAUUAUUAUAAAAUUAUGCUGUAGAGUUAUUAGUUUUAGAACCACACUUAAUUAAUCUUUUCGAAAAGAAAAUGCAUUUCAGAAUUUGGAUUGGCAUCUCGUGAGUUAGCCCACCUACUUUAAUUCGCACUUACAGCCGUAUAUCGAUCUCUAGUCUCACAACACAGUGUCACCACCACCACCACCACCAUUAGCAUCACCUGUGGUCAUCCGCCUACCAUUUUGCCAAGCAUCACCUUACUCUACCGCCAACAAUUAUGAUUUAAUUGCAUUAUGUUCUCACUGUGUCCCUACAUUUGGAUCUUACAUAGACCUGGGAGGUCACUGGCGAAUCCAUCAAAUAAAGACCCAAAACGAAGGCGCUAGUGGUACCUGUCGCACUAGUCUUACCUACCGACACUGCUUCAGGACAUUCACACGCGACAAGAAUAAUUUUAUCUCUAUGUGUAUACACGAUAGCGACAAUCAACGCAAUUAACACACGUCAUACACUCGAAAGCUCCUCAACCAUCGACGUAAUCCCAUCCGAACACCAGUAUCAACACCACUACCUGGGUAGUCGCAAAUAACAGCUCAGUACCCACAGUAAUAUCACCGAUCACGUGAGAAUUUAUAGUUAGGAGAUUGCGAAAACAGUACUAGAAGCUCUGACGUGCACAUGAACCUAUACGGCAUCACAUAUAAACACAAGCCAUACAACACAAUCUUAAUUUCUUUAAGAUGCAAACGACCUAAGUAGUUAUCACUGUUAGGGUGGGCAAAACUCUGAGCGACUGAACCUGCAGAUACCAUUGACUUGGGAGGCUCGCACCUGAUGUAGCCCGGCAAAAGUACUGCAGACCACGUUUUGUGUGGCCUAAAGAUCUGAAAGCGUGUGCUAUGCCAGCAUCAGCAACCCAUGCCCCUCGGAGUAUGUUAUGGAGUGACAGUUCUCUGACACCUGAAUCCCUGCCGGAAGAUGCGCUUGCACUCCCGCUGAGUGUACAAGUGGUAGGCAUGGCUGCCCAGUCAUCAUCCUCGUCCUUCUGACCCCUGUUGGGCUGUUGUUGUUGGUGGUGAAAAAUCCUGGUCAAGUGUAUGUUGUGGACCAGGGGAUUUGAGGGCGCACCUAGGUCCCCGUUCGGCCGUGCCAACCACCUGCGUCUUAUACCGCCUCCGAUCUUCGUUAAUCUGUAUUAGCACCGAAUCCAGUUGGGGAAGGAGAAAGUGUAGUGAAUGCUGCGCAAGUCUAGUAUUAUCUGCUGCCUUACUUGUGCUGACUGCCCGUCUGAAUAUACAGGCUAUUGCCGGAACCAAUGUGCUUUUGCGCCUUCACCAAACCGAAAGCUCGCCUUUGAUUCUCUUGUCAUUUCUGCAUUUGGUUGAGCUGCCAUCGGGUCUGGUUUAUGUGUUUAAAAUUAAGCAUCGCUAAUAUAGAGGCAUAAAUCACAUGUGCGCAGGUCAGGCCAAAGGAAUAGUGUUGCCAGUCAAAAUAACCGCGCACAGAGCUGUUGGGUUAGGUUUUAGGCAAUGGUACGUUAAAAGAUUCCAAUUUAGCUGUCAGUAGACUGUGGAUUGUAUCAUAUGCAGUUUUAAAUUGUCAUCCAUUUGCAGACUUCUGCAGAUACUGCCAGCGUCAACGUGUAGGAGCUCGGAAACGAUCUACAGUCUACCGAAAGAUACGUGGGGUCAUUCACCCUAUCUUUGUCAACUUAUAAUUUGGACUUUCCGAGUUAUCGAUCACAGCAUAUAUUCUCCUAUGUGCCAGAGAACUCAUUCAAAGGCGCAUAAUCUCACCAUGUUUGAUAGACAACAAUUAUAUUUGCUUGGUGAUUUUACUUAGCGAUUUUUAUCCUUCUUAAAUGUUUUAUAAUUGAAUACACCAAGCGGGGAUGUCGUUCCUCACGAAGCGACGUUAAAUUCAAGCCAACAACAUGCCGCGCCAAAAGUUGCGGCUCAGAAAGCCGCCUCCUCCGGCUUCUCCCGUCUGCAGCUCUGCGCUCCAGACUCAGGGGUCAGACUAUGAUGGCUUCUUCUGAAUGUAACCAUCUGUGGGUCUGUUGUAGGCGAUUUUUGCGGAGUGAGUACUUUCGUGAUCCUGCACUACGUCACCUACCACUUACAGUCUUAUCUCCAGUCCCCCAACCGCCACUUAGACAGCGAGUGUGUGUGGGGAGAGAGAGAAUCAGAAGUCAAGUGAAUGAGCUGAUGCGAAAGUAACUACUCUUCUCCAGCCGUAGUUCUCAUUCUAAUCUACAUCGAGGGCAAGAUGAGCCAUUACUGUACUUACAGGUUGGACUAUCGGCGGUGAUCGUUAAUCACAAAAUCGGGGUAGUUUAUGCACGGCAAUUGGAUAACCCUUUGGGCGCCAUUUUCAUCCCGCUGGGUAAACAGGUGUUGGGCAUGGCUGCCCAGUCAUCCUCGUCGCUCUGACGCAUCUUGGGGUGUUGCUAGAGGUGAAGAGUCUUGGUUAGGUGUAUGUAGUCGACGAGGGGUUUGGUUGCACGCCUAGGUGAGGGCCCGGCCGCGCCAGCUACCUGCGUCCUCCCGCCUUCGGUCUUCUUGACUCUGUCUUGACAUGCGGUCCAGGUGGGGGAAGAGGAAAGAGUGCGGUAGAUGCUGCGCAAGCCUAAAUUCAGGCCACCGUGUCUGCGUCAUCUUUCAGCGGACCACACAGUGGACAUCGUCCGCAACGACGGUUGAGCUGUCAGUGAACCAUCAAUUUAUUUCUACUGGCCGUUACCACCUUCUCCAUCCUCUAGUGUUUCUCCCUCUCCUCCUCUUGAUCGUGCUUAUAAUGAUGACGAUGGGGAAUGUUGGCGACAAUAAGUUAUUCGCCUUGAUUUUGGAACGAACUUUCAACCGAUCCUUACAACGAGCACCGUUCCUGAUGAAUGGGGAAAGCGCUUUGAUAAAGAGAAGGGGACGCGUUGAUCAUUAAUCACACUUUUACUGUUUCUUUAAAAACGGAAAUUGUCAGACAUAAGUGGGAGCAUAAUAUUCAGGCCGGACGUACAAACCGUCUGUCAAGACAUAUGCACAGUUUUCCUCCAUUUUCUACUGUUGUCUUUACCUCCACUUUCGGGGUCAAGGGAUAGCCUGUCUGCGUUCAUCAUACAGUGAGUGACCGAUCUCAUCAAAUGUUGGCUGAAAUUCUGAAAUACGUCUUCGAUUAGGAAGGACUACUUUGACGUUAUUCUCAUACUGAGUAUAUUUCGGCAAAAUCUCGUAAUGUUUCUUACUCGGCAGAACGGCGGCUGUUAAGUACAUUGUUUUUCAAUCUCCUGUAGAAAGCCUUCUCGGUAAAAAUUUCUUUUUGGGUAGCACGCAUUUUUCCCAUUGAUUUUCGAUGGCUUUGCAAAUUUAAAUAUAUUUUUUUGAAACCAUGAGCAAAAAUACGCUUUUCAGUUGUUUGAUAGAGAGUCACGUCAUCUUUAUAUUUUAUACAUAAAAAGGGAUAUGCAUUGUUUUAAAAGUUUACUAAUUCCCGAAUAAUUUAGAACAUAAUUAGAUGUUUCAUUAUCAUUUAGUCAUUUUAGUCUACAAGUUCCGUGCGUUCCGUGUAAGGUAAAUCAUACGUUCUUCUAUGUCUUUAGAAAGAUACCAUAUAGAGUCCAUACAGUUUUGCAAUGGACUGUGUUGCAUUUUUUAAAAAAAGCAGUGGUAAACGGACUGGCACGAUGCCAUGUGAAUGGACAUUGCGCCUUCCACGGCACUCUCACGCAAGUGAGAGACACGCCGUUCAACCCCCGCUGUGUGAAAUCCUGGUUCUGUGUGUAUGGGGGGCCAGGUCGUGCCGUGGCGCGCGCAGUCAUGGUCAGUCGACCAUGACAGCCACCGCGCCCAUUCCCAACUCCGGUCUGCUGACCGGCUCGGACAGCGGCUGGGGUGUGGGAGUGGGAAGGGAGAGUGAGGUCGACGACUCAGCGCACUUUCUCCUCACUAUAAUCAAUCUGACGCGCUUGAAGCUAUAACGGUGCGCUAAAAGCCGUGGCUUGGAAGGUUGCCAACUGACGGGGUAACUUGGACCUCCUCCUUGACCGGAGGCGGUCUGAGAGUCAGGCUGCAAUGGCUCCUUUUUAAUGUGGCCUUUAUGGCACUCCCAUCACAGUGUGGGAUCCGAGCCAGGCGUCGGCGGCACGCCCAGGUGCGGCUUCGGCCGUGCCAGCCUCCAAAUCUCUGUUGUGUUGGUUGAAAUCCUGGUUAUUUGUUGUGUGGACCAGGGAGUGUGGUGGAACGCCAAAGUGGGGAUCCGUCCGAGCCAUCCACCUGCGGCCUCUCUCGUCUCCGGUCUUAUUGACUCUGUCUUGACACCGGGCUUGGGCAAGGGAGGAGGAGAGAGUGUAGGUAGAUGCUACGCAAGUCUACCGGCACUAUAAACCCUGCUUAAGUCACCGUCCCUGCUCACAUUGCUGCUGUAACUGUGGGGCACACGAUGGACAUCAUCGAAAUCGAUGGUCGAACUGUCAUAAAUACUGAUAUUUUGCUGAAACUAUUAACGUUCCGCUCGUUCCAGUUCAUUGUUACGUAUGUGCGGAAGCUAAGCUACACGAAAAAUAGUGUUUCGUAUGUUCCUAUUUGGAAAUAGUCAUUUAAUGAUGGUCAUUUAUGUGACAUCACGUAAAAGGUUCAAAUGGCUAAGCAUUUUCAGACCGUUUAAACAAAGGAGUCCCUGUUUGCAUUAUUAUUGUACCAAAUAAUAACUGAAAUUCUGAAAUGUGUUUUCGAUUUAAAAAGCUUGCUUAAGUGAGAUUGUUAUAAUAUAUAUCUUGCAGCAUGGCCAAAAGAUACAUCAGUCACAUUAGGAUGCCGGCCUUUUAAAAAGCUCCUUUUGGUCGUCUACAAAAACCACAAUCUGUAUAAGGGAUUGAGUAAACUGUGCAAAUUUAUAUAUCGAUUCUAAAGAUUUUCGUAAAGUAUAUUAUAUGUUAUAUGAAGCAUGCUCACAAUUUGUCACUCUUAUGCUCGGUUAUCAAAUUACGUUCACAAAUUUACCUCCUGAAAAGAGAGUAUCUACCGGUUUUUGAAAAUUUUUAAAAAUCAAGAGUACUUUCGAACCCGAUUUGCCGUCGAAAUUUUCAUUCAGGUUUUGCAAACUACAUGAUGUUUAUAUUUUGCCGAAGGAAUAUCACCUUCCCUAUGAUGUCAGGAAGAUAUCAUACAAUAGAUGUGCUAACUCAUGAAAUGUUAACCAAAAUUUCAAAACGCAUUUUCGUUUCGAAAAUAUAAAUUAAGUAGUUUUGUAAAAACUAAUCAAGAUGCAGCCUUAAUCUAUAAUUAUCCAGUUACCUAAGUGUGUUGGCUUUCGAAUGAAGUGAUUUUCGGCUGCAUGCAAGAUCCAUGCACUGGAAAAAAUGACUACGUAUAUUGUAUGCCAUUUUCAAAAUGAUUUUCGAUUUCCUUAAAAAUUUAAUUAUAUUUUGUGGAAAGCAUGCAUAAAAAUAAUCGUUUUUUACUUAUUUGGUAGACCAUUAGUCUUCUUCCAAUUUGAUACUGAAGAAAAGAAUAUACUUCUGUUUUACAAAAGAUUUUGUGAGAUAUUUUAAUACCGUUGGAUGGCCGUUCAUGAAACGUCAUUUACCUGUUUUAACGAUUGUUGCAUGUAAAGUUAACAUACACUGCUUAAUUUUAUGAACUGCAUAUAGUCUCCUCUCAACACCGUAGAGAAAUGCAUGGUUUCUCGUACAUGGAAAAUAUACAGCUUGUAUUUUUGAAACCCUGAAUGCAAUUUUAACAGCAGGUCGGAUUCACAAUCAUUCGGGAAUUUAAAAAGUCUCUUAAAACUGAAUUGUACUCUUUUUUCAGUAUGAAAUUCGAAGAAAACGUAAGUUACUACCGAAGAAGUAAAAGAAUGAAUAUUUUUAUGCAUGUUUUCCAUGAAAUAUAAUUGAAUUUUCAAGGGCAUCGAAACUUAAUGAGAAAAUCGCAUGAUACUUUUGUAGUCAUUUUUUGCAGAAUAUAGAUCUUGCAUGCACCCGAAAAUAAGUUUGUUCGAAUGGAGAUACCCUGGCGUAACGAAAGCAUUAAAGCUUUAUGCUGCAUCAUGAUUAGUUUUACAUUUUACUUAAUUUAUCGCGAAAUUGUUUUUGACAUUUCAUGAGUUAUACAUCUACUGGACAUUCAUUGUAAAAUUGUGCAAUGGGUGAAAGCCAGAUAGUUCACCAACUGCGACGAUCCCGGAUGAAGGGGGAGCCAUGCAUGUUCAUAGGUAUGCGGUAGCAUGGCUACUGCAUCCUAUAAAUACCGCAGCCCCUUGUGCAACAACCACCCGUUUCUGCUUUUCUGUCUCUGAUGAUGGAUUCGAGUAGGAAUCCGAAACGUCAGGCAAAUAAAGCUCUUGUCCCGGCGAUCGUGUCUCCCUCUUCAAGAUUACUUCCUGAAACUCGUCUCUUCGCUUCUAUUGAUUAGUAAUUCACGAACCCACGCAGAUUUUGCAUCUGUCACCUAUAUCUGCACUGUUUCUGGUAAUGCGUUCGAGUAAGGACUCCAAACGCCAUGCUAUUUUUGUUCUCGUUUUGGAAGUUGCAUCUUCUUUGUCCCUUCUUUCUCGCUUAUUUUUUAUUUUUCUCCUUCUCAACUACUUUUUGAAACUCGGGUUUCACUUCCAUGUGCAUUUUCUAACUGUUCAGUAGUUCCUCUGCAGAACGACUGGUCAGCAAAAUACCAUCCAGUCACUCGACUCCUCCUCCUACGAAGCGUGCGGGAACUGUAUUGACCGCAUGUGAAAAUUUAAGCAUGCACCUUGCUAUACAACUUUUCAAACUGUUGACUCCAGCAGUCAUUAUAAGCUGUAGUUGAAUUCAAAAAUUUAAAUGUUUGACUGAAAGACACACCUUGCCUUUGCACAUAAAGAAACCCAUCAACAACCCCAGUCUCUCGGUAGUUCGUGCCAGCAUGUCCGUCUGUGCGGCGGGGAGAGCCAAUUCAUACACGACGAUGAUCAUUGUAAAGAGCGCUCUCGCUAACUCUGCGCGACGCCGACAGUUGCGCGAGGUCAUUCGUCGACAGGCAGUGACAAUCAAUGCCACUGUGGGCCUCCUCUUCAGUCUGGGGCUUCCCGGGAAUGGCCAAAUGCCGCCCGGACUGCUCAGUGAGAUUUCGCAAUUCGAUGACAUUCUGCUGGCAAAUUAUGUCGACACUUACCUAAAUCUGACCCUUAAGACGAUCACCAAUCUGCGCUAUGUUCAUCACCACUGUCUACACACCAGUCCCUCAUUCGUCUUCCUCGACGACGACCAUGGAAUCAAUGUGACACAACCGCACCAGGUUUUCUCAAGGUUCUCACUGUCCUAAGUCCGUGGAAGCAUUUUCGGCUCAAUUAACUCUAGGAGAGCGGUGGUUCGAAACACUGGGUCAAAAUGGUUCACGGGGACUGCAGACUAUCCGUUCCCACAUUAUCCGGAUUAUCCGAUUGGUCCCUGCUACAUCAUCGGCGCCGAUCUCAUUCCCAAACUCUCCAUUGCCGCAGCCUUCACGCGCCCCCUGCCCAAUGAGGACGUCUAUGUGGGCAUGAUGUUGAUGAAGCUGGGAGUCAAGAUUCAUCCCCUGUCCAAUAUGUUCGUGCACAUGCUUGGCUUUACUCCCAGUGCAGUACCCUUAGUGGGAGGACUGGAUGUUUUUGUGAAGGCCCUUAAAAUCUGA
Spirometra erinaceieuropaei is the source of this 10011-nucleotide messenger RNA. NCBI's taxonomy places the organism in Eukaryota, Metazoa, Platyhelminthes, Cestoda, Diphyllobothriidea, Diphyllobothriidae. The record is from the annotation of a GenBank genome assembly.